Messenger RNA from Drepanopeziza brunnea f. sp. 'multigermtubi' MB_m1, 255 nucleotides. NCBI's taxonomy places the organism in Eukaryota, Fungi, Ascomycota, Leotiomycetes, Helotiales, Drepanopezizaceae. The record is from RefSeq and is a predicted model, not a curated record.
AUGCUUUUGCUAUACGAUCAAUCGAAACGUAUUAAAGCAUCGAAGCAUAUCGUAAUUAUUAAGAGAAGUGAUGCUAGUAAUAGCGUUGCUAAUGAUAGCGUUGCUAGUGAUAGCGUUGCUAAUAAUAGCGUUGCUAGUGAUAGCGUUGUUAGUAAUGGCGUUGCUAGUAAUGGCGUUGCUAGUGAUAGCGUUGCUAGUAAUAGCGUUGCUAGUAAUAGAAUUACUAGAAAGGUGUUGCUUAAAGGAUAUUGCUAG